CUUUUAGCUUUUAAUAAAACAUCUUUGCUUUACAAAUAUGGCAAAACUAAGGAGUUGUUUGUAGGUAGGAACUGGAGAUGGAGGCCAACAAGAGUGAAGAUCAUCACCAGGAGGAAGAAGCUGGAGAUAGUGAUGACGUUGAGCUUCUCAAGACCAGAAUUUCUAGUCAUCCUUUGUAUGGGAGGCUCGUUCAGAAUCACCUCAACUGCUUAAAGGUUGGUGGCAUUGACAACAGUGGCACAAGCAGCAAGGGAAAUCAAAGGCAGACUGAGCUUUAUAAUAGUAGCAAUAAUAUCAAGAAGAAUCCGUGUUCAAGCAGCAUGCACCUAAACCAAUCAGACUUAGACCUAUUCAUGGAAGGAUAUUGCUGGGCAUUGGCCAAGCUAAAGGAAGCCAUGGAAGAACCUCAGCUGGAAACGAUAGCUUUCAUCAAUGGCAUGCAUUCUCAACUCAGGGACCUCACCGAAGCUAAUCCCUUCUCCCCUGAUGUCUUUCUGGAAGCUGAAACCAAUAGUUCAAAGUGA
Molecule: messenger RNA, 524 nt
Organism: Hibiscus syriacus
Lineage: Eukaryota; Viridiplantae; Streptophyta; Magnoliopsida; Malvales; Malvaceae
Product: homeobox protein knotted-1-like 2
Exons: 4
Coding region: 78-524 (148 amino acids)
Cellular component (GO): nucleus
Molecular function (GO): DNA binding
Source: RefSeq, a predicted model, not a curated record